Molecule: messenger RNA, 738 nt
Organism: Cladocopium goreaui
Lineage: Eukaryota; Dinophyceae; Suessiales; Symbiodiniaceae
Source: the annotation of a GenBank genome assembly
AUGAGGCCUACGAUUGGUUGGAGUUCUUCGCUGGCCAUGCGGCUUGGCUUCGCUCGCUUGCAGGGAUUCAAGGGAUGCAAAUUUGAUUUGAAAUACAACUCAAACAACAGGGUGCCUCCUCGGAAGAGUAACUACAUGGAUGUUAAUAGCCCAAGUGGGUUCGUGUUAUGCAUCAUCUUCCUGCUAAAGGGUCGGGCCCACGACUUCCUAUCUUGGUUUGGCAUCAAGUGUUCCAGCUGGACCCAAAUGAAUGUUGGGACCUCCUCCAGGGUAUCCCGUGUGCACUGGUCGAUGGGUGCUUUUGGUGGAGAGACAGCCAAGCCGCAGUAUGCAUACAGCAAUUCACCAGCCAUCCGGAAGUUAUACCAUUUUCGCCCAACAGCCAACAAGGUCAAGAAGGUUCAUACAAAGGUCGAGACGUGUAGGACGUACAAGAACCGAGACGGUAAAGACUGCUAUGUGGGGACUAAACAUCUGAAAGACACAGAGAUCUACCCGGACUACUUUGCCUCCACCAUUUCGGUCUUGAUCGAUGACCUGAAAGCUGCGCAGCGUGGGACCCCUGAGGUUCCAGAUCCAGUGCCACCUGCCUUGGAAUCCUUUCAAGAUUUAAAUUCGGGGAAAGGGUCCGACUUGUUUGAAUUUGCUGACCUAGAGUCAGCUUUUCGAUAUUUGAGAAAAGGGCACAGUCUGAGAAUUCCCGAAGGUUGGGCCCACCAUGUGCCAAAAUCUAUUUAG